AUGCCGCUUAACUACUCCAAGUGGGAUCAGCUCGAGCUCUCUGAUGAUUCUGACAUCGAAGGCCACCCGAACGUUGACAAGCGUUCUCUGAUCAGAUGGAAGCAACGCGAUAUUCAUGAGAAGCGCGAGACCCGCAAACUCAAGAUCUCAGCUCUCGGCGCUGAGAUCGCAUGCAAUGGCGUCCUUUCUCCCCGUCUUCACAACGUCCGCGCUACACUCGGUAGCGCAGACGGCGGGUUGAAGUACUUCCAACAAUUGGUGGAGAAAUUGCAAACACAGCCUUCUCCAGAGGCACCGCCGACGAACGCCAAAGAUCAGCCGACCUACGACGCAAUGCUGUUAUCUUUGCUCCUGCAGGUUUGGGAUGGCGCCAAGAGCCUUCCUGCAGAUGAGCGGGAGGCUGCUGUACUCAGUGGUCUCGAUAAGCACAUCAAGCAACUCGCAGAUCACACAAAGAAGCUGGAGAAGGAUCUCGUUGACGAGGAGAAUGAACAAAAGAAGCACAUCACAAGCGAAGAUAUUCACGAGGGAUUCGAGAGCAAGUACACUCCCGCGAAACCACCGCCUCCACCCGUCAAGAAUGCUAAAAUCGACGCGCCGACAAAGACCACAACGACCAAAACCACUGAGUUCGAGGUGUUGAACCCUGCUGCCUCGAGUUCUAAAGCGCCAUCGCAAUCGGUCGCUCCGAAAAAUUCUCCAGACUCCGUUGAGGAAGACGAAGUUGAGGAGCUACCAGAACUCACACCCUCUCUCGAACGAUUCUCUCGCUUAUCGUUGUGGGACUACACACAAUCUUUCAACUUUAUCCAAGCAAAUCGCGAUGUCGUUGUUCCCGGUGCAUCGGACGCGUUACUUGUGGCGGCUUUCCGUGCAGAGUCGAAGGGCCAGUUCGAAUAUGCAGAGAAGUGUGUGCACCAAAGCUUACUCCUGCAGUACUGCGAGAAGCUAGGCAAAGAUGGCGUCCGACUAUUUUUCCAGAAGCAACUGAUGAUGAUCACAGGCGAUCAGCGCGCUGUCUCCGUCUUCGUCAAGGAUGUCGAAGGCACAUAUUCUCACCUUAAGACGCGUGCAAAAGUAGCAGAAACGGAGACUUCUGACGUGCAGAGGGAGCAGAUACAACUUGUGCCCGAGAACCCAUCUGCAACCAUCUCGUUCAACGUGCCUGAUGGUCCUCCGCCUGAGGACUUGCGCCUCGAGGGUCCAGGGACGGAGGACCUGGAUGUUGAACAAGUUCGCGAAGCAUUGCAGAUGCGAUGGGAUGUCUUCGAGAGCUUCCCCGAGGACCUGAGGGCUGCGCUCAAGCUUGGGACUCUGGAUGAGGUCAACAAAGUGCUGGGCAAUAUGGACGUUAGCGUUGCGGAAGAUGUAGUGGGAAAGCUUGAGAUGGCUAGUAUCAUGAGCUUCGUGUCGGGAGGUGUCCGGGACGAGACUGGGAAUGUGGAUGAGGAAGAAGACGAAGACAACGCCGAAUAA
Suillus subaureus is the source of this 1476-nucleotide messenger RNA. RefSeq names its product Cdc37 N terminal kinase binding-domain-containing protein. Gene Ontology annotation, molecular function: protein-folding chaperone binding; heat shock protein binding; protein kinase binding. Gene Ontology annotation, cellular component: cytoplasm. The transcript is spliced from 4 exons. Bases 1 to 1476 code for a protein of 491 amino acids. NCBI's taxonomy places the organism in Eukaryota, Fungi, Basidiomycota, Agaricomycetes, Boletales, Suillaceae. Gene Ontology annotation, biological process: protein folding; protein stabilization. The record is from RefSeq and is a predicted model, not a curated record.